This is a messenger RNA of Ricinus communis (castor bean), 1054 nucleotides long. RefSeq names its product 50S ribosomal protein L7/L12. Bases 311 to 892 code for a protein of 193 amino acids. NCBI's taxonomy places the organism in Eukaryota, Viridiplantae, Streptophyta, Magnoliopsida, Malpighiales, Euphorbiaceae. The transcript is spliced from 2 exons. The record is from RefSeq and is a predicted model, not a curated record. Gene Ontology annotation, biological process: translation. Gene Ontology annotation, cellular component: ribosome. Gene Ontology annotation, molecular function: structural constituent of ribosome.
UUAGAAUAUCCAGCUUGCUUAAGGCUCACUAGCCCAUUCAUGUCAUUUCUCAAACACAUUGCCUAGGGUUUACUAUUCAAAAGUACAAAUCUUGCAGGGGUUUUGCCCUGUAAUCAGCAACUUUCCGGUUCAAACGUACGUGCAACCAAACAACUGGCAACAAAGUUGUGCUGUUCUACUUUUUAUAAGGAAAGGAGGGAAGGGUCUCUUGUAGUUGAUGCAUCGGUUAUUUAAACUGUUUGAUUGAAACUGAUAAUGUUUUCUCUAGCCUUCUUUCCGUUUUGAGGUGUUGUUAUUGGUUCAUGAAACCAUGAAGUUUGUUCCUCUUCUCAGGUCGGUUAGCACCCGUUAUACUCUUCGUGAAAUAACUGGCCCUUUGCAGGUUCGUUUUUUCCAGCAUGAUUUUGUCCCUAGAGAUCCCAAAAUCAACCCCAGAAAGUACAAAUAUCCAGCAUUCUAUGAUCCUUAUGGUCCUAGACCUCCACCCUCCGAUAAAAUUGUUCAAUUAGCUGAGCGUAUUGCUGCUUUGCCUCCUGAGGAGCGACGUCAAAUUGGUCCCACGCUCCAUUACAAGUUAAAUCAUCCAAAACUUCAAACAAUCUCAACAGAAGGCAUGGACUUGGGUGCCCAAGGAAGCCAAGCUGCUGUGGCUGCAAAGGUUGAAGAAAAGAAGGAGAAAACAGCCUUUGAUGUGAAGUUGGAGAAGUUUGAUGCAGCAGCAAAAAUCAAAGUUAUUAAAGAGGUCAGAGCAUUCACUAAUUUGGGGUUAAAGGAGGCCAAAGACCUGGUCGAGAAGGCACCUGCUGUACUUAAACAGGGGGUCACCAAAGAGGAAGCAAAUGACAUAAUUGAGAAGAUCAAAGCUGCUGGAGGUGUUGCAAUUAUGGAGUGAUGGCUUUGUUGUUUUAGUGGUUCUUGGUUUUGUUGAGUUAGAGCAUGGAAGAAUGACAGAAUCUCAAAUUAUGGUAUCUCAGUAAUGAAAUCUGUUGUGCAGAUAGUUUACAAUUGUCAUCAGAGAUGUGAUUCAAUAAUCAGCUUUAAACUUAUUUCAUCA